Messenger RNA from Suillus paluster, 3545 nucleotides. RefSeq names its product fungal-specific transcription factor domain-containing protein. The transcript has 13 exons. Gene Ontology annotation, molecular function: DNA binding; DNA-binding transcription factor activity, RNA polymerase II-specific; zinc ion binding. Gene Ontology annotation, cellular component: nucleus. NCBI's taxonomy places the organism in Eukaryota, Fungi, Basidiomycota, Agaricomycetes, Boletales, Suillaceae. The record is from RefSeq and is a predicted model, not a curated record. Gene Ontology annotation, biological process: DNA-templated transcription. The coding region runs from base 192 to 3122 and encodes 976 amino acids.
GGCGGAGACUGAAAACGAUGACACGGCACUCAUCAUCAUCUACCCCAUCUCAAGCUGUCAACCCUCCGCGCGUGUUUUGAAACGCAGUCAAGAUAUUUCGUCACCGGUUUUGUGAUCACCGUAAGCAUUAACUUCGGUUGUAUGCUACUUCGGAGCAAUUCAGGCUAGCAGUUGUUAUAAUCGGUUAACGAAUGGAACCUGCUACUGUCCGGGACACAGCCAACGACUCACAGUCAGUGCCGCAGCAGCCGAACCCUCAAUCUGCAAAGCCGUCGUCAAGAAAGACACGGCAGAAGAAACAAACAGAUUCUUCGGUAUCUUCGCGCCCCGCGCCGAACUCAUCUAACGCUCGCCGACCGUCAUCAGGCCGUCGGAACAACAACACUACAGUCGAAAAUCCACCAACGACGAGCGCUGCCGCUCGCCCUUCAACCGAUCAGCAUCAACAAGACGCUGCACGUUUUCGAGGCAUACCGCUCCCGCCCUAUCCAGCCCCCCUCCAUUAUAUGAUGAAUCAUAAUUAUCAUCCCAUGAAUCCAUCCCCUUUCACCCAGCAACACCCUGCCGGGGGUUAUGCCCCAACCGGAUCUACUAAUGGCCCUGGUAUGCCUAGCCACACCUCUCAAUAUUAUCCUAUGCACCCUUCGUAUCCUCCCGCUCCCCAUGGAUACGCUCCUUAUUAUCCUCAACAAAUGAUGAUGUACGGCACCCCACGCCCCAGUACGUCAGUACCAGAACAACCGCAGCCAUCCAGCGCACAAUCUCCCGUAUCCGUCUCUGCCUCUGCCUCCGCCCCCGCAUCGGUUGGUAAGCGGAAAAGAAAACUGGAGCCCUCCCAUAGCAAGGGAACCGUGGACAAGGAUUCAGACCAAGAAGGCCCAUCAGGGAGUGAUGUUCCAGCAAGACAAACUACUCCCACUGCGACCACACCAACAGCGUCUGAUUCAAAGAAGCGCACAAAAACACAGCGGGCUUGUGAUAGCUGCAGAAGUCGCAAAAUAAGAUGCGAUGUUCUUCCAGAGUCGGAACCUCCACUGUGUCAGCACUGCAAACAAUAUGGGUUUGAGUGCACGUUCUUCCUACCCAUCACUGAAACGCGUUUCAAGAAGAAGAAAAUGGAAGAAGAGGCCGCUGAGAAAGAAAAAGAGAAGUCCUCGGACAUUCGACGAAAUACGUCGUCUCCUCAAGCUGAAUCAGGGGAUCGAAGAGUUUUCGGACCGACGGCUGCUGUACAUCUUCUGCAUUCACAACCCAUUAUUUCUUCUCGGAUAUACGAGUCUUAUGAUCAGCGUUAUCACCACACCUGGGAAAUAUCGAAAAACGGCGACGGCGUAAUUUCCGUCCAAAAUAAUCCUGACGAGGAAAAGCAAGUUUCCCAUCCAAAACCCAUUGAUUUGCGACUCGAACCCGAAGUUAUUCAAAACCUCCUUAAUGCUUAUUUCAAAGAGAUUGCUCCCCUCUUACCUGUUGUAUCGCAGGCAGAAUUCCUGGCGAAUCCUUCUCCUUCUCCAAUUCUGUUGUAUUCCAUGUGCCUGGUUGCUGCUGCACGGAGGGAGGUGCCGCAGAGUGUCUUUGAUUCGAUUCGAUAUGCGGUUAAUGGCGUGAUCAAAGCAGAAGAUGUCUUGUCUACGGCCUCCAUCGCCAACGUGCAAGCCUUACUUAUUCUCAGUAUGGUGGGUGACAGUCAUUCCCAAUUCGUCCCAAACGCUCUUUCGGCACUCUGGAUCCGGUUGGGUACGGCAAUACGAAUGGCUCAAGACCUGGGUCUCCACCGAGCAGAGUCGGUCAAACAGAGCGUCGAACUACGAAGGCGUUUGUGGGGCGCAUGUGUCAUUUGCGACCGAUGGACAAGUUUGACGUACGGCCACCCGUACAUGAUUGAUGUGCAGGACUGCGAUGCUAGGCUUCCUUCAUCUGGCGAUCCCAAUGAUUUAUACAUGGACGAACUCGUUAGGCUGAGCGUGAUUUUGGGACGAGUGCUCAAGACCAUCUACAGCCCCUCCGGUCUCAUGUUCACAACGGAUGAUAUGCUGUACAGCCUACUUUCCGACCUUGAGUCAUGGAAGACAAACCUCCCAGAGAACCUACAGUAUCGUGGUUCUGACACACCUCAAGAUGCUGGGCUCUUGCAUCUUCUUUACUGCUCGGUGUGCAUGAUUUUCUGGCGGGUCUUCAUGCGCAUAUCCUAUGCUUGUCCUGCGCAUCUAAAAUUCGGGUUAACCGUCGAGACGUGGACUUCAUUAGUCCAACUGACCAGCGAAUCGAUCGAUUGGCUCGACACUCACGAGCGAAUGUACGAUGUUUGGUUGUUAGUCCCUUACGCGGCAACAUCCUGCGCACUUGUUCAGUAUCACACGUGGGCGAGGCGGCAAGAUGCUGAAGCGGCUGCUAAGCUCAGAAAGCUUCGAGAUUGUGUACGGAGAUGGGAAGGUUCAAUUUCUCCUGACCACAUGUCCGCCCGACGAAAGACAGCCGAGAUUAUUGCUCUUCUGUAUGAGGCUACCCAGGGUCCGCCAGUCCCCGUUGAUCAGCCCCCUCUGCUCAAUCCCACUGGAGGCGUAAAGGGUAAGCGGGCUUUGAGUGGUCUGGAGUAUAAGAAGGACCCCUCGCGUCCUGGUGGAGGAUUCUUCGUUGCGCAUGGUGAAGCUCGCAGAAAUAUAGGUGAAUAUGAGGGUACACCUCAGGGCACGAUCAUAACGUCAUCUGAUGAGGAAUCAGAAGAGGCGAGCAAGGCUUCGCAAUGCCGCGGCUCGUCGAUGGUGACGAUAACCCCACUUUCGUCUACGCGUGGUGAUGGGGCUAGCUUCCCCAAUAUGAACCCAGCGUUGAACGGCGUCACGACUGACACGCCUAGUAGCGUGCAGGUCCUUAACGUGCUUGAUGUUCCGCAUGCAUCGAAUACGCUGGAACAAUUUGCGAUGGCUGAUGUUGGUCUUCUCGAGGGAAUCCCUGGAGGUAUGUUUGACUGGGGUCAAUGGGACUCGUUCUUUUCUCGGUUCCAUCCGUCUGUCGGUGGAAUUGAAAACGCCGGCGGACAACGAGCAGCAAAUGUUACAACAUCACCAUCGAUGGUUUCAAGUCAGUCUAGUCAUUUGCAGCAGCCACCACAGACUCGUACGUAGCAUGUCUACGACAUCAAGCCGAUUACAGUUGCAAAAUGUUUUUUUAUUGUGAUAGACGCUUGUCCUUUACCUGCUUUUGUUCUCUAGUAAGCUAGUGUGUGCUCUUGUAAUCUGUACGAACCUUGUGAACUUUUGAAUGACAUCGUAUGUACUACACGCCACUGUAUCUAUAAUGCGUAACGUCGAUCGUAAUCGCUAUUUUUUCAUUCGGGUUUCACAAGUCUCGUGUGAGUGGAGACUCGCUUGGAGAAUGAAAUCGAAAUCUUGAACUUUGUAUUCGUAGGUUGGUCUUAGGCGGUAAAUCGCGUCAAGAGUCGGGUGCGAUCGGCGAGCUGAACGACGCUCAGCUGUCUGAGUCCUGCAUACUUGCCAUGACAUGGCUCAUGGGUUGAACCAUUGAAGAUCGAAUUUUUGACAGUGGGG